UAACGUUCAUUCAGUCUUCUUUUUUUGUCGAUGGCAUGGUGCUAAGCAGCUACGGCAGGAGCAACGACAAUCAUCGACAAUUCAAAUUGAAUUCGGAUAUCUAAUGGGAAAUAGUUGACUGAAGCGGAUUUUUUGAAGCAAGUGUCAACUAUUAAGUAUUGAGCAACGCAAAUAGACUGACUUUUGCCCAUUAUUUCCCAAGGUUAGCUAGCUAGCUGAUAGCCGAUUAAGUGCUAUCGCUAAACUAGUUUAGCUAACUGUUACUCAGGAUCCCGCUAUCACUUACUCCUCCCUUGAGUAAUAGGUAUUUGUAAUAAAGACGACGAGAGUUGAGGGAUAACAUGGCAGAAGCCGACAAACUGAACAUCGACUCCAUCAUUCAGCGUCUGCUGGAAGUGAAAGGCUCCAGACCAGGCAAAAAUGUCCAGCUGACAGAGAAUGAAAUCCGGGGUCUUUGCCUCAAAUCCAGGGAGAUCUUCCUCAGCCAGCCAAUCCUGCUCGAACUUGAGGCGCCUCUCAAGAUUUGUGGGGAUGUUCACGGGCAGUACUACGACCUGCUAAGGCUCUUUGAAUACGGCGGCUUCCCACCAGAGAGCAACUACCUGUUCCUGGGAGACUAUGUCGACAGAGGCAAGCAGUCGCUGGAGACCAUCUGCCUGUUGCUGGCGUACAAGAUAAAAUACCCAGAAAACUUCUUUCUUCUGAGGGGCAACCACGAGUGUGCCUCCAUUAACAGGAUAUAUGGCUUCUACGAUGAGUGUAAGCGGCGGUACAACAUAAAGCUGUGGAAGACCUUCACUGACUGUUUCAACUGUUUGCCUGUUGCUGCCAUUGUUGAUGAGAAGAUCUUCUGUUGCCAUGGAGGCCUAUCUCCAGAUCUGCAAUCUAUGGAGCAGGUGCGAAGGGUCAUGCGGCCCACCGACGUGCCUGACCAGGGCCUUUUGUGUGACUUGCUGUGGGCCGACCCUGACAAGGACGUGCUGGGCUGGGGCGAGAACGACCGCGGCGUCUCCUUCACAUUUGGUGCAGAUGUGGUCACCAAGUUUCUCCACAAACACGACAUGGACCUCAUCUGCCGGGCCCAUCAGGUGGUCGAGGAUGGCUAUGAGUUCUUUGCAAAGAGGCAGCUUGUCACACUGUUCUCUGCCCCAAACUACUGCGGGGAGUUUGACAAUGCGGGCGCCAUGAUGAGCGUGGAUGAAACCCUCAUGUGCUCAUUCCAGAUCCUCAAACCUGCAGACAAGAAGCUGUUCUACGGAGGGGGAGGUGGCAUGGGCUCCGGCCGCCCAGUCACCCCCCCAAGAAAAGCUAAGAAAUGACAGCAGUAGUCUGCCCUUGACCUCUGACCCAUCUUUCCUGCCCUCUCUACCUCUCUUUCUCCUUUCUUUCACCAAACAGCCAGAAAUCAAACCUUUACCCAGGGCUUUUUUCCCCUUUUUUAUCUGUACUUAUUAAAAACAUUUAAUGUUACGAAAUUGUCAGAAUGAGUGUGUGCACGUGCAGGUGACACAUGUGCCCCGUCUGCCAGUGAGCAUUGAAAGGUGUGCACGUGUACGUUUGGUAUGAGAGUAUUAGCGAUUUCUACUUUCCCCUGUCUUCUCUCUUGCCACGCUACCUGUGAAGAGUUUGAAACCACAGUUUGUCUGUACAGUAAUUUGACUGAAAAAGCUGGCAAGCAUUUGCCGCUGUGACAUUUUAGGCAGCAGACCCCUGCCAGUAGAUCUUUGGGGGUGGGGGGUAUUUUUUGUUUUCCCAGUCCUCUGUACUGUAAAAUCUCCACAUGUGUGCGUGCGUGUGUCCACGCGGCGUCUCGCCCCCCUGCCGACCCGCGCCACGUCACACCUUCCCUCGCACGUGCGCACACAUGCACAACUCUUCAGAUUCAUAUGAGCCAGAGCUGUAAAAAAAAACCAUACAGUUUAGGUUUGUACAGAUUUGAUUACUUGAAAGAGAUUUUUUUGUGACUUCGUUUUGUAGUCUUUCAUCAAGUUGACCAAUAAAGCGAGAAUCUGAACUACA
Dunckerocampus dactyliophorus (ringed pipefish) is the source of this 2019-nucleotide messenger RNA. It is a transcript of the gene ppp1cab, whose product is annotated as protein phosphatase 1, catalytic subunit, alpha isozyme b. The record is from RefSeq and is a predicted model, not a curated record. Gene Ontology annotation, cellular component: cytoplasm; nucleus. Bases 342 to 1319 code for a protein of 325 amino acids. The transcript has 7 exons. Gene Ontology annotation, molecular function: protein serine/threonine phosphatase activity. NCBI's taxonomy places the organism in Eukaryota, Metazoa, Chordata, Actinopteri, Syngnathiformes, Syngnathidae.